Carassius carassius (crucian carp) is the source of this 3011-nucleotide messenger RNA. Its product is annotated as periostin-like. The coding region runs from base 51 to 2588 and encodes 845 amino acids. The record is from RefSeq and is a predicted model, not a curated record. Gene Ontology annotation, cellular component: extracellular matrix. NCBI's taxonomy places the organism in Eukaryota, Metazoa, Chordata, Actinopteri, Cypriniformes, Cyprinidae. Gene Ontology annotation, molecular function: cell adhesion molecule binding. The transcript has 22 exons. Gene Ontology annotation, biological process: cell adhesion; extracellular matrix organization.
CCCAUUCCUUCUGUUUUCCAGUGGGUUUGAUCUGCAGGACAUAUUCCAGUAUGGUACUCCUGUUUACAGCCACCUUUACCAUCCUGGUGCUAUCCUCCCUGGACCAGGUGGAGUCUUCAGCCUAUGACAAGAUAGUCACACACAGUCGCAUCAGGGCUAAGAAUGAAGGGCCCAAUGUGUGCGCUUUGCAGCAGGUCAUGGCGACCAAGAAAAAGUAUUUCAGCACAUGCAGUAACUGGUACAAAAAAUCCAUCUGUGGCAAAAAGGCGGUGGCCUUAUAUGAAUGCUGUCCGGGUUAUAUGAAGUUAGAUGGGCACCGUGGCUGCCCAGCAGUGGCUCCUAUUGACACUGUGUUCGGCACUCUGGAUUUGGUGCAUGCCAAGAUCACCCAACAAUCUUUGGAUCUAUCCAAACUGAGGGAAGAACUCAGUGGAGCGGGAUCUUAUACAAUGUUUGCACCCAGUGAUGAUGCCUGGGAAGGUUUAGAUCCUGAAUCAAAAACUGCCUUGGUCAGCAGUGGAAACACUGCGCUUUACAGUGACCUCAUCUAUCACAUUGUCAACAAACGUCUUCUCACCAAGGACCUGAAGAAUGAAAUGACCCUAAAUUCCAUUCAUGACAAUCAUAACCUCUAUAUCAAUCACUACUCAAAUGGAGUUGUCACUGUGAACUGUGCCAGGAUUAUUCACGCCAACCAGGUGGCCACUAAUGGAGUUGUGCAUGUUAUUGAUCGUGUCAUCAGCUUCGUAAAUCCAACAAUCAUGGACGUCAUCCAAACCAAUGAUGAUCUGGCAACACUGAACACCGUUGCUUUAAGAUCGGGACUCCAGGGUCUACUAAGAGAGUCCAGACACUACACACUUUUUGCUCCAACCAAUGAGGCCUUUAGAAAACUAGACAGAGAUGUGCUGGAGAGACUUAUGAGUGACACAACUAUACUUCAAGCCCUUUUGAAGUACCACCUCCUGAACUCAGUCCAGUGCUCUGAGGCCAUUAUGGCGGGCUCCGUCUAUGGGACUCUUGAGGGCAGUAAUAUUGAGAUUGGAUGUGAUGGUGAGAGUCUCACUGUCAAUGGUAUCAAGAUGGUGCUGAAGAAGGACAUUUUCACCAGCAAUGGGGUCAUUCAUCUGAUCGACCAGGUGCUCAUGCCUGACUCAGCCAUGCAGGUGACGGAGCUUAUAGGCAAAUCUCAGAACAUCUUCAGGGACAUGGUGUCUCAGCUUGGCCUGUCUGCCGCCAUGCAGUCUGAGACUGAGUAUACUAUUCUUGCCCCACUGAAUGGAGCCUUCUCUGAAGAGGUAAUGUCCAUGGAUCAGCGUCUCCUGAAAAUUAUUCUGGAAAACCACAUUGUGAAACUCAGAGUCUCUCUGAGUGACCUCUACAAUGGCCAGCUGCUUGAAACCCUGGGAGGAAAACUGCUCAGAGUCUUCAUAUAUCGCACGGCUGUGUGUAUUGAGAAUGCAUGUAUGGUCAGAGGCAGCAGAGAAGGCAGUAACGGUAUCCUUCAUCUCAUGCGAUCACUGAUUCAGCCACGCGAGACAACCAUCUACGAGCAGCUUUUCAAAGACGGACGCUUCAAAAUCUUCCUGUCUCUGAUGGAGAGUGCUGGACUUACAGAUCUACUGAAGCAGGAGGGAUUGUACACACUCUUUGCCCCUAUCGAUGCCGCCUUUGAGACCCUGACAGAGAAAGACAUCGCUCUUCUGAAAAGCGACAUCAACACCCUCAGGACGAUCCUGCUCUACCACUUUAGCAAUGGUGUCUUUAUUAAUGGAGGCUUGGAGGGUGGAGUGACUAACCUUCUGACGACCAUUCAGGGCAACAGCCUUCAAGUGCUGUCUGUUAACCACUCCAUCCAUGUAAAUUCAGUGGAAGUUCCAGAUUUUGAUCUUAUGGCAUCCAAUGGAGUGGUCCAUGUAGUGAAGACCAUCUUAUAUCCUCAAGAUCUGCCAGUUGGCCGUGAAGACAUAUUGGUCCUUCUGAAGAAACUCAUCAGAUACAUACAGCUGAAGUUUGUAUCUGGAUACACCUACCACGAGAUUCCACUUACGUUCAUCAAGAGGACUAUAACUACUCAUGUCAUUGAGAAAGGUCCCGAGGUCAAGGUGGUGACUGGAGAACCAAGCAUCACCAAAGUUACACGAAAGAUCAAAGGAGAUCAUAGUGUCACCAAAGUUAGAAAAGUUGUUGGAAGAGAUCAUAGUGUCACCAAAGUUAGAAAAGUUGUUGGAAGAGGUGCUAGUGUAACCAAAGUUACACGAGUGACGAGUGGUGAUCAGAGCAUCACUAAAGUCGCUGAAGGGAAGCCAUCCAUUACAAAGAUCACAAGGCACACUGAAACUCACAGUUCAUCAUCUGAUGGUGAAAUUGACACUGAGGGAGAAACAAAGAGACUCAUGGGUGAAGGACCAGAUUUCUCCAAGAUAGUAACUUUAAAGGGCAGUCCAGACCUCCAUGAAUCAGAAUCAGAGAGAAGCACCAGAAUCAUCAAGAAGGGCCAUUCUAAAAAACGAGCUGCCAUCAGACAACCACAAGGAUCAAGGCAAAGAGUGAGACUGGUCAGGCAUGACUCCAGACCCAGUCAGUAAGAUGAAUGGAGGCUGUACCUGAAGAUCCAGCUAAAGUGAAAGACGUGUUGCAGAACAGUGUGUUUGUCCUGCAAAUACACUUUUACUAACCGCAUUGAAUGUUAACCCAUUAGAAACCAAUGCAGUAAUAUCUAGAUCUGUGUGGCACACACCCCACUUCAACUCAGAAAAGGGGUACUUGAAAUAAUUGUAGUUAUAAAGAGAGAAAUUUGACUUUUUUAUAGCUGUUUAUAUUGCAUUAUACAGACUAUAUACUGUAUGAGCCUUGACAUUGAGCUUGUCAUGCACAUGAUAUUUUGUGGUGCUUGCAUUCAGAGACAUGAAUGUGUUUUUAUCUUUUAAAGAUCAGCAAAGCUUUGGCUGUUAAGUUCACUGUAAAUUAUGCAGAUUGUAACUUUCCAUCUGUUUCUAAUUUUCUGUUCA